GUCAGAUCGUAGAAAUCAUUCAUACAUAUUUGCCAACAGAAUUCUGUCACAGAAAUUUCGACAUUUUAAUAAUGAGCAAACCCGCGUCAGAAUUAUAAAUAAAUAAUGAAUACGAUACAAGAUCCAAGACUGUGCACUGAAGAUGCCAUCUACAAGAAAAAGAAAUUCAGCCCGCCGCAAGUUGGAAUCCCGCUGCUUCUACAAAAGAUGGUCAAGAUGGACAAGAAACAGUUGGAGAAUCAUGUCCAUAAAAGAAAAAAUCUUUACAGCAAAUGUGAGAAUAUGAAAGUUGUCGCCGAAAAGGAUAUUUCUCUCGAAAGAAAAUGUGCAAAAGUCAUUUGUCCCCGACCCAUAACAAAACUAUCGAGAAUCCUAGCAACUUUUCGUAAUUGGCAAUUGGCACCUAACCGAUAUACCAUCAAGGGCCGAGAUGUUGCUGACAUUGUACAAAAACAAACAGGCAAAAAGGGUCCUUUCUAUUCAGGCACAUUAAGAAACAAUGACAGUCUUUAUGGGCACCUUAAAUCAUCAAAACCAUGUGGGACACCCACUUUCUACGACAUCCCCACGAUGAUUGACUUGCUGAAUCGCUAUUAUAACAAACACAAGAUGAAAUUCUCCACAGCGGCUCGAUAUAGGAAACCGCAUUUGCGAUUUAUGGUGAAAGAUGUGGUGCUUUGCUGGCGAAAUCCUAACGAUCCAGGACCCGCUCAUUAUUUUCCGAAAAAUCACUGCCUCGAAACUAAUAUUCACAAACCAGUCAAAGCAAAACCGAUUACAGUUUUCAAUUUCCUGCCGAAUUCAUCCGUUCCCUCUCGGGAAACAGCUUUCCUAAAAGCGAUUGAUGCAAAAACCCCGGGACCAGGACGAUAUGAAACGGUCGAAAUCACAUGUCCUUGUCAAAGUAAGCUCAUCAUUGAGCCUACGAUUUGGCGUGAAAUUGAAAUUGAGAAGCGAAAGCGUUUUCGUCACCUGAAAUAUAAACGCAUCAAGGAAGAACUUUACUGUCCUUGCUCGAAAGUUCGAAAUAUCAAAGGACACGGACACACGUCAGUAUUCCAAUCCAAAACCGUCAGACUUAUCGAGAGGAUGCCAUUCACUAAGAAAUCAGAUCGCCUGGAGAAAUUACAUCACACAGCAAAAUACAUCCAAAUGAUUGUGAAUCCACCACGUAUCCCCAUAUCAAUUACACGAGUUGAUAUGACACCCAAGCCUGUUCAGCUGACGUUUAAUAGCAUCAUCAAACCGAAAAUGCGUUGUAAGCUCAAGGUAAAUAAAAGGAUAGCGUUUUUGAGUGCCACCCCGAGGUUUAAGGAUGAAGAAUCAUCGACAAUCUUAAGAGACUCUUCCAAGUCGAAAGAAAUGGCAAAAUCAAGGACUGGAGUUCGUUUAAAGGAGAAAAACUUGGAACCGCCACGACUGAUAAAGAUGACACCGUCUAAGGAGGAUGUUUUCAAGCGCCUUCAGCAAUUGCCAUCACGUUUUCAACAAAAACAAAUUACGACACGCGAAAAAGUUUUCACAUUUUCACCAAUUCCAGCACCUCAGUUAUUACUUAAGGACAGUGACGUAAUUACCAGAGAACCUGUAGCACACUACUAUCAAACACCGUUGAAAAUUGAUGAUUUUCUGAAGGAUGAGUAUCGAAAGACAAUAUCUGAAGUUAAAACCAAAUCCAAAGAUACUAUUGAGAAUAUACAUGAGGAGAUUGAUAUUUAGAUCUCUUCUGGUACUAUGGAAAAAUAACUAAAUAUAUUUUUAAAAUGUAUUAGCUUUGAAAAAUGAU
Hermetia illucens (black soldier fly) is the source of this 1786-nucleotide messenger RNA. RefSeq lists its product as uncharacterized. Lineage: Eukaryota; Metazoa; Arthropoda; Insecta; Diptera; Stratiomyidae. The transcript has 6 exons. The record is from RefSeq and is a predicted model, not a curated record. Bases 106 to 1719 code for a protein of 537 amino acids.